Erigeron canadensis is the source of this 1161-nucleotide messenger RNA. RefSeq lists its product as uncharacterized. The coding region runs from base 7 to 993 and encodes 328 amino acids. Lineage: Eukaryota; Viridiplantae; Streptophyta; Magnoliopsida; Asterales; Asteraceae. The transcript is spliced from 5 exons. The record is from RefSeq and is a predicted model, not a curated record.
AUCGGCAUGGCUAAAAACCAAAGUCGCCGGGAAGAAGAAAGCGACAGCUUCUCAGCCGUCAAUCAACCACCACCUCCCACCGGCGACCAACCAUCGCAUUCUACUGACUCUUUUGCCCUGAUUCACCCGUACAAAACCGUCAUUCCACCACCCUAUAACCCAACUUCCGUUCCACCACCAUAUAAUACGUACUCAUCCGUCGCUCCACCGCCGUAUCUUACGUAUUACCGACCCGACGUUUCACUGCCGUACAACAAUGCCAUUCCGUCACCACAUAACACCUUCUACUACACUUACUCAGUUAUAAACACCUACACUACGUCCGUUCCACCGUCGUAUUCUUCCGCACCGGAUAACGCUGCCGUUCUGCCACCACCGGUCCACAAUAACGGUGAUACUAACGCAAGAUAUGAAAUGAGGCACCGACAUCCAUCAGGGGGCCAGCAGUCCUCAACAGAAUCAGCUCAUGAUGGAUUCCAAACACAGCAGCUAUCACAAGCAAGGACGCAGCCGUCCUCAACUUUUAAUCAAGAAGAUCAUGAUCGGACCCAAACACAGCAGCGUUUCCAAAGACAGUGGCAGGAAUCCUCUACUAUUAACGAUGAUCGGAGAUUUUGUGAUGACAUGUGCAAGAUUGGUGGCAUAGCUCUAGCUAUGUCACUAUCUCUCUAUGGAAUCAUGGCGACUCUAAUGGGUCAGUAUUCAGAUUCGUUCAUGAGACAACAUAUGAUAGCUGUGGGAAUAUCGGUGCUCGCGUUAUUGUAUUGUUGUGCAUCGGGAAUCGCUGUUUUGAUCAAUUAUCUUAGAGCCACCGAAGAUCCCGGGAAUAGAAGCUAUAUCAGAUUUUUAAUAUGCUCAUGCGUAUAUUGUGCUUUCUUUGCUCCACUUUUGCUUGGCAUUGAAGUGUUUAUUCAAGAGGAUACCAAGCCAGUCUAUUAUCUCAUCAUGGCCAUGAUUUUCAUAGCCGUGUUUACUACUUGUUUUUCUCUGUAGAACAGUAGAGGUAGUAAGGCCAAAAUAGCUAAUGAAAAUGAUUUGUUUUUGUACAUUUGUAAAAAACUGGGAGACAGGAAUAGGGUAUAGUACUAUAGUAUAUUAGCUUUUGCUGAAAAGAUAUGAUCUUUGGAUAUAGUAUACUAGCUUUUGCUAGAUCAAUUCACA